ACUGCUCUCUCGAGUGCUGGGAGCAUCCUCAAGGCGUGGCCUCGUGUGACGCACGAGAAUGAACAGCAGCGGCCAUGUGAUGUCCCAACACUGAACCCGCAAAUCUGUCCACCCUGGCCUUUGAUAUAUUGGCUUCUCCGUCAUGUAUAUACGUGCUCAUGAUCUGCGGCAUGCAGUCAGUCGGUCGGUCAGUCGGCGAAUCUCGUGACCGCAAAGACAUGUCGGAUGAUCCGACAGCAGAGACUGGGACCAACUCGACUCGGUAAGACGGAAAUGGAGCGGUAUAUAGUUCAACAUUGCCCGUGCAUUUGACAUCUUCAAUCCGACCGUAUUGUAGCGCAACGCAUCCUCUUUUAUUGUUAUACGGUGUCGAUGUCCGUAAGACCAGUAUCCAUCGAGGUUCAGUCACGAGUCGCCGCUCACUUUACCAGGUUGCUGCUAAAGUCCUGGACACCGACGCCGACAAGAGCGACAAGGGCUGCCCCUCAUGAAUGCGUCAUGAAGUUAUCGGACUAUCAUCUCAGCUUCGCCAUAAAACAACAGUACGCAGCACGGAACCAAGAGUACGAGCGCAAUUCCGUGUCGUACAUCUCGGUUUCACGACAAUUACGAGGUUUGCUCUUAUCCAGACGCGCAAAGUUUGCAUUCAAGAGACUAUCGAUUGGCCACAGACGUCGAAAACUUGAUCUGUAAGGAGGACAAGUGAACAGAAAACAGACAUGGGAACACAAUAAUAAGUUUGUCACAACAAAAUCGUUCCGGUGAGUAUUAAGCACAAAGCCCAUAGCCAACUUUCGUGUAAUUUCUUUCGAGAUAUGUUGCUGGAUAGUGUGCAUAACUGAAAGGCAUCUGAGUAUUCCCUUCAAUAAAAACGUGAACUAUAUUUUGCACUUUUCUCUUACCUCGAUACUGACCAGAGUCGCAAGGGGUGCGAUUGGGAAUAAAUACUCGAAUCAAGCAACGGCAAAAGCCCACAAAAGAGCAGUAGAAAAUCGAGCGCAAUCGCAGUUUUAGUUCCUUCAGUACAGCAAUUUAUUCAUCCAAUGAGGAAAAGAUAUUUGGAUCUAUUUUGAUCGGUACUCCAUUCUGGUGCGCAUCAUGUGGUGGCCGUUUGUGAACCGAGCCACUGUUUUCCGUAUGAUCAUUUAGUGCAGUCAAAAAUAGCUACUCUUGAAAGCUCCCCCUGAUCCGUCCCACAACCUGGUGAAUCUCGUGAUUCUGUGGGCAAGUGGAGGUCGAUGGUGGAGAGUUCACGUAGUUGAAAGUCGAUCUUCCGAAAGUCAUGGAUCGCCACAUUCAGCCCGUUUCAAGUUUGGAGAAGAAGACAAACUGGCGAAGUGUUCAUGCAAAUUGCAGUACAAAAACUGGCCAGUUGGGCAUAUCGACCGAGAAACUAGUGGAGGCCAUCCACCAACCGAGUCAGGUGACAGUUUCUAGCGAGCCGCUGAAGUACAGGCGUCGUCGUCCCACGAGGAUCUCGACUCGCUGGGAGCCUCUGCUAUUGCUGCUGCUGGGGCCUCAGAUUCAGGCUUCACCUGAUCCUGCUUCGUGCUCCUAUUUUGGAGUGAUUCGGCCCAAGAAUGCGAAUGGUGGAGAGUGUUGUGAUUCCUGGACGCAGGUCAGGUUAGGCCGCUUGAUGUGAUGUGAUUUUUCCUGCCACCAGUUCAUAAGUCAGUUCUGUGCAAGUUUCAGAUUGGUCACUUAUGUUCUAUCUUGAAUUGGAUGGUUCCUUCAUUAAUACACGUGAACUGGGUUUAAUGCAUUGGUGAAGUCCAUAGCGCGUACGGUCAGGUCAAUGAUGAUGCUGGGCGAUGUAUAAUCGAAUAAAUCUUCCCAAAUUUGACUCUAUGAUUCCAGUCAAUUUCAGUUUGUCCAAGCGUUACACGGGAUAGUAACUCCUCUGCUCGACACAUGCUUCUGAGCUAUAAUGGUGAUUUCCGUUCGAAUUUUACACAGAGCGUGCUCGUGUACAAUUUCUAGCGCAGCAGCCGGGCCAGCCGAGAUUGGGAAUUGAUUCCUGUUCCCGAUGAACUGCCACGGCCGUGAGUACUAUAGGACAUAAUGUGAUGCUAAGUAAUUUGAAGAAAGCCAGCAUCUGUCGGGGAGACCAGUUGAAAGGGAAAGGAAAGAAUGUCUAUCGUUAUCUCAGCUUUGCCUUGACAGUACAAGGGGCUGACGAAAAUGCAAUGCGAACGCUCAUCCGAGAGAC
Molecule: messenger RNA, 2209 nt
Organism: Marchantia polymorpha subsp. ruderalis
Lineage: Eukaryota; Viridiplantae; Streptophyta; Marchantiopsida; Marchantiales; Marchantiaceae
Source: the annotation of a GenBank genome assembly